Messenger RNA from Salarias fasciatus (jewelled blenny), 1206 nucleotides. It is a transcript of the gene rab30, whose product is annotated as RAB30, member RAS oncogene family. The coding region runs from base 108 to 719 and encodes 203 amino acids. The transcript is spliced from 5 exons. The record is from RefSeq and is a predicted model, not a curated record. Gene Ontology annotation, molecular function: GTPase activity; GTP binding. NCBI's taxonomy places the organism in Eukaryota, Metazoa, Chordata, Actinopteri, Blenniiformes, Blenniidae. Gene Ontology annotation, biological process: Rab protein signal transduction.
CACACACACACACACACACACACACACCCUGCCCAGCAGCAUCUGAAGAGGUGACCUAUGCACACGGUGUAGUUUAAUCCCGGGCCGUCCCGGUCUUCGUGUGGAGCAUGAGCAUGGAAGAUUAUGACUACCUGUUCAAGAUAGUUCUCAUAGGAAAUGCUGGAGUUGGGAAAACAUGUCUCGUCCGGCGCUUUACUCAGGGCCUUUUCCCACCGGGACAAGGAGCUACUAUCGGAGUAGAUUUCAUGAUUAAAACUGUGGAAAUCAAAGGGGAGAAGGUCAAGCUGCAGAUAUGGGACACAGCUGGACAGGAGAGAUUUCGCUCCAUCACUCAGAGUUAUUACCGCAGUGCCAACGCCCUCAUUCUCACGUAUGACAUUACCUGUGAGGACUCCUUCAGGUGCCUUCCGGAGUGGCUGAGGGAGAUCGAGCAGUAUGCCAACAACCAAGUGGUGACUAUAUUAGUCGGUAAUAAGAUAGACCUGGCAGAGAAGCGGGAGGUCCUCAGGCAGAGGGCCGAAGACUUCGCCGACGCUCAGAGCAUGCUGUAUCUGGAGACGUCGGCCAAAGAGUCUGACAAUGUGGAGAAACUUUUCCUUGACCUGGCCUGCGAACUGAUUCGAGAGGCCAAGCAGAACAAGCUGGAUAACAAUGACACUGCCCCGAUGCCUGGCGAGGGUAAAACCAUCAGUUACUUGAGCUGCUGCAGCCUCAAUUAGACAGAGCUUAGCCUUCUGGCCGUGGCCACUCGGUGGCCAUUGACUGUGGAGGGUAGAUGGCUAAGCCCCAACGCCUCCGUCCCGCUAAGAUGGCAGAAAGCCACCUCUUUCUAGUCCCAUGCCUUUUUUUUAAGCUGUACAGGGGAGUUAGUCAACUUUAUUCUGGCCUCCCAGGAUGCUGCCGUAAUGGAGAGCAUUAUCCUCAGUGUAACAGGAUGCAGAGAGUCUCCAGGAAGCUGAGUAGGCCUCAGUCGUAUCUGCAUCUCGAUGAAAACAGCAGGAUUUUUUUCAAGUUUGGGUUUUAGGAUCCAUUUUCAUCGAACGUCAAUAUUCACCAGCAGAAUUACGGGAGCGGGGAAGCUCUGCCAGGUAUUUUGUUACAGAUUCCACUCAGCUCACAGGAAAUGUCACCAUCAUUAGAGGUUACUGGUGAACGGUAACAACAUGUUUACAUUUAGUGGAGAACUCUGAUCAAAUUGCAAAAAAA